CUCAUAAGCUUUGCAAUUUCCUAACUCCAACGACCCAAGAAAAAAAAAAAAAAAAAAAAAAAAAAAAGGAUAGAGCGAACGUUGAUAUAUACAUUGCACCUAUAGCUCAAAUAUCCAUCAAACAUCACAUAUUUUUGGUUUUCCUAACCAAUUGUGUACUUGAUAAAAAAAUGGAGUACUAUGCCAAUGGAAGUAGUAAUGAUCAUACUAGUCAUGAUGAACAAGAUUUUUGCAUUAAGGGCCAUCAACAACAACAACAACAAGAAGAUCCGUUGAAUUGGAACAUGUCAGCAGACGCUCUCAAAGGUAGCCACCUUGAUGAAGUCAAAAAAAUGGUGGAGGAGUUUAGGAAGCCAGUGGUACGACUAGGGGGCGAGACGCUAACGGUGGCUCAGGUGGCCGCCAUAGCUGCACGGUCAAGCGAGGACGUGACCGUGCGGCUAUCAGAGGCGGCCCGGGCCGGAGUCAAGGCUAGUAGUGAUUGGGUGAUGGAAGGGAUGAGAAAUGGGACUGAUAGCUAUGGUGUUACUACUGGUUUUGGUGCAACAUCACAUAGAAGGACCAACAAAGGUGCUGCCCUACAGAAAGAGCUAAUAAGGUUCUUGAAUGCUGGAAUCUUUGGCAAUGGGACAGAGUCUUGCCACACGCUGCCACACUCCACCACGAGGGCGGCAAUGGUAGUGAGGAUCAACACCCUACUUCAAGGCUACUCUGGCAUAAGAUUUGAGAUUUUGGAAGCUAUAACAAAAUUGCUCAACAACAACAUUACCCCGUGUUUGCCCCUCCGUGGCACGAUCACAGCGUCUGGUGACUUGGUACCACUGUCCUACAUUGCGGGGCUUUUAACGGGCCGGGCCAACUCCAAGGCCACCGGGCCUAACGGAGAGUUGUUGGACGCUGUCAAGGCGUUCCAACGGGCCGGUAUUGACACGGGCUUCUUUGAGUUGCAGCCCAAAGAAGGGUUAGCUUUAGUGAAUGGCACUGCUGUUGGCUCUGGCUUGGCCUCAAUGGUUCUUUUUGAUGCCAACGUUCUUGCUAUACUUUCUGAAGUUUUAUCAGCAAUUUUUGCUGAAGUUAUGCAAGGAAAGCCCGAAUUCACGGACCAUUUGACACACAAAUUGAAACAUCAUCCAGGCCAAAUUGAAGCUGCAGCUAUAAUGGAACACAUUUUAGAUGGAAGUUCCUAUGUGAAAGAAGCCAAGAAAAUCCAUGAAAUGGACCCUUUACAAAAGCCUAAACAAGACCGUUACGCGCUUAGGACAUCUCCACAAUGGUUAGGCCCACAAAUCGAGGUGAUUCGAUCGUCAACUAAGAUGAUUGAGAGAGAGAUUAACUCUGUUAAUGACAACCCUUUGAUUGAUGUAUCAAGAAACAAGGCAUUGCAUGGUGGGAAUUUCCAAGGGACACCAAUAGGUGUGUCAAUGGACAACACAAGGCUAGCACUUGCCUCAAUUGGUAAACUCAUGUUUGCACAAUUCUCAGAACUUGUCAAUGACUAUUACAACAACGGGUUGCCUUCGAAUCUCACCGGGGGACGGAAUCCUAGCUUGGAUUAUGGAUUCAAAGGUGCUGAAAUCGCAAUGGCCUCAUACUGUUCCGAGCUCCAAUUUCUUGCAAAUCCAGUGACUAACCAUGUACAAAGUGCUGAACAACACAACCAAGAUGUCAACUCAUUAGGCCUAAUCUCGUCAAGAAAGACAGCAGAGGCAGUUGACAUAUUAAAACUCAUGUCAACCACUUAUUUGGUAGCGCUUUGCCAAGCCAUUGACUUGAGGCAUUUGGAAGAAAAUCUCAAGGCCACAGUGAAAAGUGCAGUGAGUUUAGCAGCCAAGAAAGUGUUGUUCACUGGCCAAAAUGGUGAACUUCACCAAUCAAGAUUCUGUGAGAAAGAUUUGCUCACAAUUGCUGAUAGAGAAUAUGUUUAUGCAUAUGCUGAUGAUUGCUGCAGUGCUAAUUACCCUUUAAUGCAAAAGUUAAGACAAGUCUUGGUGGAUCAUGCAUUGAAGAAUUCUAACACUGAAAUCUUCCAAAAGAUUAGUGCAUUUGAGGAAGAAUUGAGAGUUGUUUUGCCUAAGGAGAUUGAGAGUGUUAGAUGUGAUUUGGAGAAUGGAAAGGCACCUAUUGGUAAUAGGAUUAAAGAAUGCAGGUCAUACCCAUUGUACAAGUUUGUGAGGGAAGAAUUAGGGGCUAACUUUUUGACAGGUGAGAAAGUUCAGUCUCCUGGUGAAGAAUUUGACAAAGUGUUCACAGCUAUGAAUGAAGGGAAGUUGAUAGAUCCAUUGCUUAAUUGCUUGAAGGAAUGGAAUGGUGCUCCUCUUCUACUUCGCUAAGAGAAAAAAGUUAUGUUGCUCGAGCUCUGACUCUUAAGAAAUGCCACUGAGUGCGUGUCGGAUCCUCUAAAAUGAUGCAUUUUUGGAGGAUCCAAUACUAAUGCGAGCAACAUAGGAAAAAAGUGGGGAAAGGCGAUAAAAAGGAUAUUGUCUUCACAGAGUUGGUACAUUACUUGUUAAGUUAUUUUUCUGGUUUUGUGGAACUUUUUUUUAAUGGUUUGUAUGAAUAUUUAAUUUGUGAAUCUUUAAACUUAUUGAUAAUAUUUUGUAUCUUGUUCUUAAGCAACUGUAUUUUAAAUUUUUGUGGCUUCCUUCAAGAAGAAAAUGUUGUAUAGAGAUUAAGAAAAUCGACUUCAACAAGUUAAAUAUCUUUCAUUGUCCCC
Molecule: messenger RNA, 2713 nt
Organism: Lycium ferocissimum
Lineage: Eukaryota; Viridiplantae; Streptophyta; Magnoliopsida; Solanales; Solanaceae
Product: phenylalanine ammonia-lyase 1
Exons: 2
Coding region: 171-2330 (719 amino acids)
Biological process (GO): L-phenylalanine catabolic process
Cellular component (GO): cytoplasm
Molecular function (GO): ammonia-lyase activity
Source: RefSeq, a predicted model, not a curated record